Molecule: messenger RNA, 822 nt
Organism: Fusarium venenatum
Lineage: Eukaryota; Fungi; Ascomycota; Sordariomycetes; Hypocreales; Nectriaceae
Source: RefSeq, a predicted model, not a curated record
AUGGCACCAAUCCAACCAAUCGUAGACCCAGGGCUGCAGGAUUUCUACGAUUUGACGCCCCCUAGAAGGCUGGGUCGAGGAAGACACGCGAUUGUGGUUGAGUGUCGCAGUCGAAACGAUCGAGUGUACGCUAUGAAGCUCUUCAAAGAUGACAGCCGGGACAGGAUAGCUCGCGAGAUCGAAAUCCUGCGACAUUUGAGAUCCGGUCCAAAUAUAGUGCAGAUCGUGGAUGUUGUGCAAGGAGAAGAGGGAGCCGACAUCGGUAUAGUCCUUGAGUAUAUCGAGAACAUAGACUACCGGACCCUUUACCCUCGAUUUACUAAUUCAGACAUUCGCUACUACACAAAGGAGCUUCUAAAAGCAUUGGAAUUUGCACACGACCUGGGUGUAAUGCAUCGCGAUCUUCGACUCAUAGGGUGGAGCUCGGCCGAGUUCUACGAGCCGGGGGCUGAGUAUGACUGCUGCGUAGGUUUCUACAAGCCACCUGAAAUCCUUUUGAGUCACGAGAAAUAUGAUUGCAGUGUUGAUAUGUGGUGUCUGGGUAGUAUGCUAGCUUCAAUGAUUUUCAGGAAAGAUCCCUUUUUUCAUGGCAGCAGCCUCCUCGACCAGUUGGUCAGAAUCUCCAAGGUUCUUGGAACAGAAAAGCUCUAUCGUUUGGCUGAACAGCUCGAAAUUGUGAUAGAACAGGAAGAAUAUGAAGCUCUUGGUCAUCGUGAAGAGAAGCCUUGGGUCAGUUUUGUUGAUAGUGGUAACGAGCAUUUAGCAACAAGAGAAGGUAUGAAUCUUGUCGACCGGUUGCUACGAUUCGACCCAAGGGAUUAG